AUGAUAACAGUGACGAGUGGUGAAGCUCUGCUACAACAGGCAGUGUGUCGAACAUCGCCGAUUUCCAUUUCGAAUCUGGUCGUAAGCGCUUUUGGAACACCAAAUGCUUUGGAAGAAUUGGUUCAAGGAUCCUUAGUAAAUGGACAACCAAGCAGUCCUUUGGGGUUGAUUCCGUCCGCUGAUAUGAACUUCUUGGGAGUUUUAGAAGUCUGCUCUGUCUGCACUCACCCAAUUCUCGAACAGUACUUUCUCGUUCUUGAAAGUCGCCCAUAUCAUUCACAUUGUUUACGGUGUGCUCUUUGCCAUUGUGGAUUAUCCUAUGAAACGACAUGCUACGUGAAGAACGGGCUGGUCUUGUGCAGAAAAGAUUACACGGAGAAGUUUCGACGAUCAUGUGCAAAGUGCCAUGUAGCGCUGGAAUGUGACGAUAUUGUAAUGAGAGCUCGCGACGCUGUUUUUCAUGUCCAUUGCUUCUCUUGUGCGGUUUGUGGCAUUCAACCGAAUGUUGGUGAUAUUUUUGCUUUAACAACGAACUUCGAAAUACUCUGUCAAGUUCACUACGACUUACCCCAACUUGAAGAACCAAAUCCGCUUCAACAAACUAUCAAAAUACGGAAAGACGACUCAGAUGAGCCAGAAGAUUAUGCUGAAGAUGAGCAACCUACACAUAGUCGAUCGAAACGGAUGCGAACAUCUUUCAAACAUCACCAAUUGCGAACCAUGAAACAAUACUUCAACUUGAAUCAUAACCCGGAUGCGAAAGAUCUUAAACAACUCGCGCAGAAGACUGGAUUAACAAAACGAGUUCUACAAGUCUGGUUUCAAAAUGCUCGAGCAAAAUAUCGAAGGUCAAUGCACGGUGGAGAUGGUCCCAGAAUUUCACCACUAUCAGUAAUUCCGACAUCUAUACGUGAUUGCCAGACCGAAUCACCUAGUCGAGACUCAACCGAGGCGUGA
Molecule: messenger RNA, 957 nt
Organism: Necator americanus (New World hookworm)
Lineage: Eukaryota; Metazoa; Nematoda; Chromadorea; Rhabditida; Ancylostomatidae
Exons: 9
Coding region: 1-957 (318 amino acids)
Biological process (GO): neuron differentiation; regulation of transcription by RNA polymerase II
Cellular component (GO): nucleus
Molecular function (GO): DNA-binding transcription factor activity, RNA polymerase II-specific; RNA polymerase II transcription regulatory region sequence-specific DNA binding
Source: RefSeq, a predicted model, not a curated record